Messenger RNA from Periophthalmus magnuspinnatus, 3441 nucleotides. RefSeq names its product monoamine oxidase (gene maoa). Bases 116 to 1690 code for a protein of 524 amino acids. The transcript has 15 exons. Gene Ontology annotation, molecular function: oxidoreductase activity. Lineage: Eukaryota; Metazoa; Chordata; Actinopteri; Gobiiformes; Gobiidae. The record is from RefSeq and is a predicted model, not a curated record.
GUCCGCGCUUUUAAUACAGAUGCGCUGACGCUGUCCGCUCGCGCUGCGCUCAUCAGCGGCCGGUGGACAGAGCCAAGCCCGGGGAGAGAGCAGAGCAAGCGGGAGCAGCACAACCAUGACUGCGCCCAACAGCACUUACGACGUGAUUGUGGUCGGCGGCGGAAUAUCAGGGCUGAGUGCAGCGAAGCUGUUGAAAACCAGUGGACUGAACCCUGUGGUGCUGGAAGCCCGGGAUCGCGUUGGGGGGCGGACCUUCACAGUACAGAAUAAGCAGGCAAAGUGGGUUGAUUUGGGCGGGGCUUACAUCGGCCCAACUCAGAACCGGAUCCUGCGAUUGGCCAAAGAGUACGGCGUGCAAACCUACAAAGUGAACGAGAGGGAGAACCUGGUGCACUACAUCAAUGGAAAAUCUCACGCGUUCAAAGGCCCCUUCCCUCCCACAUGGAAUCCAUUUGUUUAUAUGGACCUCAACAGCUUCUUUCGGACAAUGGAUGAAAUGGGCAAAGAGAUUCCCAGAGAGGCCCCAUGGAGAGCCCCACACGCCGAGGAGUGGGAUCAUAUGACUAUGCAACAACUCAUAGAAAAGAUAUGCUGGACCAGUGCCGUCCGCCGCUUCGCCAAACUGUUCGUGAAUGUGAACGUGACGUCGGAGCCUCACGAGGUGUCGGCGCUCUGGUUCCUCUGGUACGUGCGGCAGUGUGGAGGGACCAUGAGGAUCUUCUCCACCACCAACGGGGGACAGGAGAGGAAGUUCCAAGGCGGCUCCGGUCAGAUCAGCGAGGGCAUGGCCAAAGAGCUGGGAGACCGGGUCAAACUGCAGUCCGCUGUGUACAAGAUCGACCAGAGCGGGGACACGGUGGUGGUGGAGACUGUGGACAAGCAGAUCUACAAGGCCAAAUAUGUGAUAAUAGCCACCCCACCGGGAUUAAACCUAAAAAUCCACUUCAACCCCGAGCUGCCGCCUUUGAGGAACCAGCUCAUCCACCGCGUUCCCAUGGGGUCGGUCAUCAAGUGCAUGGUCUACUACAAGGACAACUUCUGGAGGAAAAAAGGGUAUUGUGGGAGUAUGGUGAUCGAGGACGAGGGGUCUCCCAUCGGCCUGACCCUCGACGACACAAAGCCUGAUGGGACGGUUCCUGCCAUUAUGGGAUUCAUCCUGGCGAGUAAAUGCAGAAAGCUGUGCAACCUGACCAAAGAGGAGAGGCUGAAGAGGAUCUGUGAGAUUUACUCUAAAGUUCUGGGCACAGACGAGGCCCUGCAUCCGGUUCACUACGAGGAGAAGAACUGGUGUGAAGAGGAGUACUCUGGAGGCUGCUACACGGCCUAUUUCCCCCCAGGAAUCCUCACCCAGUACGGCAGGGUCCUGAGGGAGCCCUGUGGCAGACUGUACUUCGCCGGCACAGAGACGGCGACGGCGUGGAGCGGGUACAUGGAGGGGGCGGUGGAGGCGGGAGAGCGAGCAGCCAGAGAGAUAAUGUGUGCAAUGGGUAAACUUCACCAGAGUCAGAUCUGGCAGCACGAGCCCGAGAGUCUGGACGUCCCCGCUCUGCCCUUCGUCACCACCUUCUGGGAGCGGAACCUGCCUUCGGUCGGCGGCUUCGUCAGAUUCACAGGAGUCUCCGCCUUCCUGUCUGUCGCCGUGGCAGCAGGAGUCCUCGCUUACAAGAAAGGCCUGGUACCGCGAAACUAAACCUGGUUGAAAAGACGGCGUUAUACUUUUCAAAGCACUGGCCCGAACUGCGAAGUAGUUAAACGUAUGUGGGGGAAAAAAUCAGUCUGAUACACGUAAUAAAAGUAGACGAGGACAAAGCUAGCAGCCAUUUUGAAAUUCUGAUUUAAUGAAGGUAAAUAAAUCGAUCUAAUAAUGUAGAAAUCACUACUAUGGGUUCAUCCAUUGCCAACGACGUGAUCUGAACGUGAUGUUUGAGCUGUGAGAGUGCGUCAGGGGCGGCGCCAGGAUGGGGGGCUUGAGGGGGCAAGGACCUCCCCUAGGACGGACAACGCUCCCCCCAAACAUUUAUACACCGCUCUCGUAUGUCUGUGUAAUCCUGCAGUCGUCCAGGUAUGAUCCGUAGUCAAAGAAAAAUUCUAAUCGGUCAACAAACUAUAAACAAACAGGUGCGUUAGCUUCAGUGUAGCUAACGCCUCACUUCAGACAGAUAUAAGGCAGUGUCCAGGAGUAAUCUGACCAGAACUGAAGAAACUACUGGGAUGAGGAGCCAAUCAUCUCAAACGUAGCGUAUUGAAGACCUUAGCGCUCCCCUCCUUAGCGCCCCCAAACAAAAAUACCUGGCGCCGCCCCUGGAGUGUGUCCGUGUCCGUUUUUGUUACUAAUUUUGUCUCAUUACCUCGACUGAUUAUAGGUGCUGAAUCAUUACAAGCUGUAGCCACUGUAUUUGAACUAUAUAAAUCCUGGCAUUUUGUAUUAAAUCACUAAGAGGGCAUCUGUAUCUUUACACAUUCAGAAAACAUCGAUAGUGGGCGUGUCUUAACAUAAUAACGCGUUGGACUUUGCGUCGUUUUCACUGCGGAGUCGCGUUUAAACCUUUUGGACUCGGACGAUGAUUAUGGUUUUAAAUAGUGAGUGUAUUGAAGGCGUUUGAAUGUAUUUACUGUAGAUGGAGGAAACCGUAGACUGUAUAUAUAAAUGGACGUCGCUAACCUGCUAGCCGCCGCUUUUCCAAUUCACUUUCUAUUGAAAAACUGUGGCCCGUUUCUCUGUAACUGCUGCUGUCAGACUCGUCAUUUUUGGUCUUAAAAUAUUCGGAUUAACCCGCUCUACGUGAUCCUGGGGCGAUUGUGUCUGUAAAUCAAGAUAUGAACAUUAAUAACAGACAAAUCCGGCGCCUUUUUUCCCCCCCGAGGUCACUCCAAAUACAGAAAUCGGCUCCAAAUUCGCCGCUAUAACUGUGGGUAACGUCCACUUCUUUAUACAGUCUAUGGAUGAAAAACACGGACCAGAUAUUUUUAUUUAAAUACAUUUACUUUUACGGAAGUUAAGUAUUUUUUAUAUGUAACUUAAUCCAAAUUUUAGCUGCACAAAAAAACGAUCGCGUGUUCGCCUGUUGAGCUUUCGUAGCGUCAGUAGCAUCCGCCGUUGCACUGUAGACUUGCACUGUAAUUAUAAACUUUAAAAAGACAAUUUAAAGAGGAGUAACAGCCGAGUAUUUAACACGAGCUCAUUUAUUUACCGGAUUGAGUGAGGCAGUUUCGGAAAAUGAUCCCACAGACGGGGAAUCUUUGUGCGGAAAGACGCGAUUCUGUCAAGUUGCCAUGGUAACCCGAGAACGAUACCCAGAAGAAGAAAUUGCCGAUGCGAUACAAACCACGAUAUGCACUUUUUAAAAAUUAAAUCCAAUUCAAUCAAGGUUUUUUACUACGUUCUCCAUUUUACAUACAAACGGAAGGCAUCAGGUUUUGAAAAAGUAAAAUAACUAAAUA